Messenger RNA from Sebastes umbrosus (honeycomb rockfish), 4299 nucleotides. RefSeq names its product vesicle transport through interaction with t-SNAREs 1A (gene vti1a). The record is from RefSeq and is a predicted model, not a curated record. Gene Ontology annotation, cellular component: SNARE complex; endoplasmic reticulum membrane; Golgi apparatus. Lineage: Eukaryota; Metazoa; Chordata; Actinopteri; Perciformes; Sebastidae. Gene Ontology annotation, biological process: intracellular protein transport; vesicle fusion with Golgi apparatus; intra-Golgi vesicle-mediated transport. Gene Ontology annotation, molecular function: SNAP receptor activity; SNARE binding. The transcript is spliced from 9 exons. Bases 116 to 700 code for a protein of 194 amino acids.
GCACAUUAUACUGCGACUCCAGGAAGUUACUCCAUUCGAGACUUGUUGUUAUUAUCCUGAGCUAGCUAGCUGUCAACCAGAAACUAGACACCUGUUUUAAACCCUAAACGUCAACAUGUCUUCAGACUUUGAAGCUUACGAGCAGGACUUUGGGACCAUUACGGCAGAAGUUACUAACAAAAUUGGCAGAAUUCCCAAACUAAGUGGAGAGGAGAAGACACAGCUGGUUCUAAAUGUCGACAAACAGCUUGAAGAAGUCAGAGAGUUGCUGGAGCAGAUGGACCUGGAGGUGCGGGAGAUCCCCAUCCAGAGCCGAGCCAUGUACAACAGCAGACUGAAGAGCUACAAGCAGGAGAUAGAGAAGCUCGAGAAAGACUUUAAAAGGUCACGUAUUGCCUACAGUGAUGAGGUGCGCAACGAGCUCCUGGGGGAUGAAGCCAGCUCCUCGGAGAACCAGUUGAUAAAGUUACGUGAAGAGAGAGCGCAUCUGUUGGACAACACAGAGAAGCUGGAAAGGUCAUCACGGAGACUGGAGGCCGGCUACCAGAUAGCAGUAGAAACUGAACAAGUGGGUCAGGAGAUUCUUUCCAACCUGCACGGCGACCGUGAGAAGAUCCAGAGAGCCAGAGAAAGGCUGAGAGAAACGGACGCCAACCUGGGCAAGAGUUCUCGCAUCCUCACCGGCAUGCUGAGAAGGUAAGAGGCAGGAUCAUCCAGAAUCGCGUCCUGGUCUUCGUCCUCGGAGCCAUCAUCCUUCUCACCAUCAUCCUGGCCAUCUAUUUCAAUCUGCGAGGCCACUGAUCUCCCCCUCUCUGCACACACAUAUACACUCGCUCCUCCCCUGACACAAAUACAAACACACACACGCGUGAUUAAUAGCGACAAAAGCGUUGUUCUGCCGUAAUUAGGACAAAUGGUCCCCAUGAAUCACUGUUUCCAACGCCUGACAGGGAGCUUUUUUUUUUUUUAUUUCCAUCUCUUUCUCCUUUUCCUGUUUGCUCUUUCUUUCUGUCCCUCUCUACCUUUAUUUUCCACUUUCUUCUUCUUUCUUUUCUCCUCUCAGUUUUGUUCUCUCUCUGUCAGGCUCUCUCCUGGGACAAGAAUCGGGGAUGUUUUUAUGAUAGUUAAUAUUUUUCAUGGUGUCGUCCUCAGUCUGCAGCCCAUCUCGUGUCCCCAGGUGAACACGGCCUGGGGAUUUUUUCUUUUUUUUUUGUUUGUAACUCAAAGCAGAGUCAGAUAUGUAGAUUAUUUUUGGGUCAAGUGUUAUUCGGGGAUGUGUGUGCAUGCAGGAGAGACGGAGGGAAAGACACACAUUCGCAUGUGCAUGAGUGACAGUCAUGGAUUGGGGGGCGCCCCGUACUGUGUUUGUUAUUAACACCAACACAUGCUGUCGUAAUGUAUGAGCUCUUCUGUAACUAAAUGAUUCAGCUGUUUCUCCACGUAGCCCCUACAGUACAAAAGCACAGAGGUGAGUGCCUUUUAGAUAAGAUAUGCUGUUCAACACUCCUUCUUUAAAAAGCUCAGCAGAGCCCAAAAUAGACGAGUGGCGCAGCUUUGAAAAAAAAAGAGGAUGCACAUAAAAAAGGUUGAGGUCAGUUCAACUUCAGUUCAGUCAAUCAACGUGUUUGUUUUCAAUUACUGCGCUCCAGGAAGGAUAUAUGAACAUUUCAAAAAAAGAUUUUAUGAUUAAAUAAAAUAUUUUAACAUGUUUUUAAUUCAAAAGGGAACUGACCUCAACCUUGGCUCAUACAAUACAUAAAUGUAACGCAGAGAAAGGUUUCUUCUAACUAGCAUUAAUAUCCACAUUUGGUACAAUUCCCCAAACGCAUAUUUUCAUUCCUGCUCUGUCAUUGUGAAAAAUUGUAGGCAUCAUACUGUAUGUGCUAACAUUUAAAUCUACAUCAUGUAUAGUGUUUUGCUCUCAAUGCAAGUUGUAACUAUUUAUUUAUAAAUGCAAAUUAACGUUUCCGUGUUAGAACUGUAUAUUUUCUGAAGUAUUCAGAAUUAACAUUAAGCACAUGUUUUCUGUGAUUAGACUGUAAAAUGCAGACUGCACAACCAGGACCAACUGAAAUGUGUGGAUUUCAAGUUUUCUGUCUUAAAGGGUUGUUUUUUCUCAUCUUCUUCUUCUUCUUUCUGUUCUUUAUAAAUGGAUCAAACUUGUUUUUAGAACCGGCACUUUUUUUUGUUCUAUAUUUUUUCUUGUCAAGAUUGUGAUGCAGUCCUUGUUUCUGUGUUUAUCUGUACUGCUGACUUCUGAUGUGAUACAUUUGCAGGUGUUUGAAAAAAAAAAAAAAAAAAAAAACGUGUGCACGAGUUUACUGCUGUUUAAUUCUUCAGGGGAAAGCCAUUCUUCAGGGGGUCUUGGAGAAAUCUAAAUUUAAGAGCAUAUUUGGAGAAUUUUCAGAAGUUGAGACACAUGAAGGUAACGCUGUACACACCACACACACACAUAUACACACACGCAGAAGUAUUGGAGUGUGUGUGUGUGUCUCCUGUGGUCGUUGUGGUGAUUCCCGGCGAGGACAUUUGCUAUUCUGUUUCAGGGCCACGGUCUUCAUUUUCCAAGACGCGGGGGUGUCGGGGUGCCCCCCCAACACACCCGCACCAACCGCCAUUUCACAGGCCCUCACUAGCCGCGGCGCCGCCGUCUGCUUCAAAGCCUCAAAUUAAUGGCCAACAAAAUAGUGUGCCUCUGACCGUCCCACGCGGGGCCGACCCACCAAGACUUAUCAUUAAAGUGGAGGAGUAAUGAAAAAAGGAAGGAAGCAAAGAGGAGAGAGAGAAGGAAGGAAGUGAACAAGGAAGCAUGGAGGUAGGGGGUGAAAUCCCUGGCAGUUUGACAAACCUCAUCUGGUAAUGACCCUCAGUGAUUGUUUUUUCACCCAGUGUGUGUGUGUGCUACCUACGUGCCGAUAUGCUCCUCUCUUCUCCUCCUCCUCUCUUUCUAUCUUUCUCUUCCCUCCUGCUCCCCCCUUUUCUCUCUACCUCUCCUGCCACCUUUUCUCCUCCUCCCUGUCCUCCCCUCCCUCCCUCCCUCCCAGCCUGUCAGAUGAGCGGAGCAGUAGCUAGCGAGUGAGCGGUGGAAGGCAGCGUGGCGGCGGCUUCUAUUUGAAGUUGUAAUGGUGUCAAAAAGUCAGGGCUGACUGACAGACGUCAGUCCCACAGGGCCUCAUUAAAAACAGACCCACUUGACAAGGAAAUAAUUGAGCGCCGGCGACAACUCGGGGGCCCCUCCGCGUUUUUAGAUGUUUUUAUUUUCUUUUCAUUAUUAGCGCCGAGCUAUUAUGUUCAUUAAGAAAUGGCAUUAAAACAAGUUUUUAAAAAGCGGGGGGGAAAUGGAGGGAGGGGCAGAGGGAAGGCAGGAUGCAUGGAGGUGGGAAGAUAACGAUUUGUUUAGAGCCCCCGUCCUGUUUUAUUAUUUAAACAGGAGCACUGUCAUGUGAUACCUUGGCAGACGUCGGCUAUCAUCUGCCACUCCUCCCUUUUUUCCCCUCUUUUUCUCCUUUUUACUCAUCCCUCGCUUUCCCCCAGCUUUUAUCUUUCCCCUCCUCUCUUUCUCCACCUGCCCAUCUCUCUUCAUCCCUUUCUUUCUCUCCCUCUGAGCGGCGGGUGUCGUUGGAAUAUGAACUAGAUUAUUCAUCAGUGCCCCCCCACAAGCCCCGCUACCACUCCCCCCCCCAUCCGCUGAUUUGGUUUUCGACAAGCGUCUCGCCGCAGAAGGCUGAGGAUGAAAACUUGUCAAAAAUAGGUUAUAUCUUAUUCCAAGGGGCAACAAUAGCAGCAGGUACAGACACCUUUUAAUAUUUAAUUUAGACGGGUGUUAACCCUCCUUAAGUGACUGGAGCUGUGUCUUCCAUACAGACACCAGGAGAGGAACAGGGGGUGGGGGGAGCGAGCAAGAGGGGAGAGCAAUUAAUUAUUUGAUGUCUGAAAAGUGAUUUUGAAGCUCUCCCUGACUUCUUCCUGUUUCCCAGAUAGAGGUUCCAGUCUUUGGGUGUCCCUGUUCAUUCUCUACACCAACCACGUCCUCAGCAUGGCUGUCCUGUGAGAGUUGAAACAUUACCACUCGAAUCACAUUCAGAUCCUCGCUCUCCGCUGUGCCUCUCUUGAUACGGUAAGCGAUCAUAUAGGAAUGGUCUCUUAUUUCAUCAGCGGAAAUUAUUUUCUGGAGGAAUUAUCUUUUUACACCUCCGUGUUGCGUCAGUCUGCCUCGCUAACAUCCCUCGCGCCCCGGCUCGGCAGUCGUUCCUGUUCUCCCCGGUCCUUUCUAGUACAUAAAAGUUCCUUUUUAAAAAA